AUGAUAUCGACCACCCUUAUGACUUUCCUGCUAAUUACCAAACCCGAGAUCCGAUCGGUCAAGCUGCUCGGAUCAUGGGACAAUUUCUCGAAGCCGUAUGCGAUGGAAAGGGACAAGCGGGCUGGGUCCGGACAUUGGAAAGGAUGCCAUACCUUCACGGACAUCAUGGGCGACGGGCCUGGCGACAACCCCCAGUGGCGUACGGGGGGUCUGAAGAUGGGAGCAACCUACUGGUACUACUACUUGCUGGAUGACGACGCGGAGCACUUUAAUGAAGCAGAGCCUGUCACCACCCAGUGUCCCCUGCUCCCGGGACAGCCACUCAACGUGCUCAAUGUGCCUAUCAUUCUGCCUGACAGUCGGUCUCAUGGGCGUUCAAACAGUGGCAGCUCGCAAAAGUCCGAUUAUCGAACUAUGAACCCGGAGGACAAGUUCAUGAACCCGCGGAAGCCUCCGAAGCCUUCUCCCACUCGUCUCCAGACCUCCGCGGCGAAUUACCAGCCUGCCGCGGAGCUCAGCAGUGUUUCACCUGGCGGUAGCUUGAUUCAUCGGAGUGCUUCUCAGCCGAUAAGCGCCAAGUACGGCAAGCAGGCGACAAACGAACGCUCUGUUUCUCCGGCAUUCCCUGAGAUUCGCGAAGCAUUUCGAUCUUCCAAUCGGUCUCCCAAUGAGAUGGAGGGCCACAAACAGGCCCUAUCCAGAUCGAAAACACAUGCUGGAACUCCACGCAAAGAACGUUUCUUCGAAGAUGGUCGCGAUAUACCUGGGAUCAAGCUUAGUGCCGGCCCGGUGUCCACCGGCAAGAUCAACGACAUGCCCGGACCGUCGACCAUUCAAAGUCGCCGUGCAAUGAAGGCCAAUGCAGUCCAGGCCAAAAAUCUUCUCACGGUAGAGACUCGGCCACAUCGUCGCCAAAAUAGUGCUUCCAGAUGGCUCAACGAAACCCAGGCUAUCAAGGAUGCUAUACCCGACGAGCAAAGCUCUAGCGACAUGUCGACGCCAACGGGCCCAGAUCCGCAGGAAAAGCGACUUCCCUCGCUUCCCAACACGCCGUCCUCCGUGAUGGACGAGGCGGUGCGUGCCAUCGACGAAAGGGAUAAGGCAAUGGAUGCCCAGGUCCCGCGCAGCUACUUCUCAAGCAUGACGGCCACGACGGACGAGUCGAUCCUUUCUCGCGUAGUAGAACAAAGUCGCUUCUCAGAAUGGAGCACCGAUACCGAAGCUGAAGACACCUCGCCCGAGUCGAUGGUCUCCGCAUCGACAUUCAACGGGCCGAACGAGUCCCCGACUCCAGAGGAAUGGGGGACACCAGACCUGGCGCAACACAACGAUGCUGCGACCAACACGGACCCCAACACUCCGCAUCUGACCGUGUAUUCCAAGCCGUCCUCCCCGAACUCAGCAUCCGAUGAUGUCCCGACGUGGAACUUGAAUACCCUUCCCCAACUCACUGUUUCCAUGUCUCCUUCUCACGGCUCGGGGCUUGGAAUCGAGCCGAUGGAAGAGGUUGAAAGCAACCCGAAACGUCACGCAGCCCUGUUUAGUGCCAUCGAGUCUAUGCAGGCACUUUCCUUAUCACGCAGCCCGGAUGGAUCUCCAAUUAUCUUGUCGGAAAUGCAAGGGCCAGAAAACGAGGCCAAUGACGACGACAGACGAAGGAAGAACGUGGAUUCCCAGCAUAGUAAUGCGUCGCUUCACGGCAACCCCACCAUGCAGGAGAUGUUGGAUGAACUCAGUUACUUGAAGAACAUGAUCCAAACUGAGAUGGAUGGGGAACCAUUUUAA
Penicillium cinerascens is the source of this 1785-nucleotide messenger RNA. RefSeq lists its product as uncharacterized. The record is from RefSeq and is a predicted model, not a curated record. The transcript is spliced from 3 exons. NCBI's taxonomy places the organism in Eukaryota, Fungi, Ascomycota, Eurotiomycetes, Eurotiales, Aspergillaceae. Bases 1 to 1785 code for a protein of 594 amino acids.